CUCCUGGCGAAGAUGACGACGGAGGAGAAGGCGCGACAGCUCGUGCUCGACGACGCGAUCACCGUCGCGACGUAUGAUGGCGCGUUCAACGAAACGCUCGCCGCGGCGUACCUCGGCGGCCUCGGCGCCGGCGUGCUCAACUGGGGCCGCGACGUCGACCCGAACCUCGCGAACGCGAUCCAGGACGCGGUCGUCGCGGCGUCGCGCCACGGCAUCCCCGCGCUCUUCGCGGAGGAGUGCCAGCACGGCGUCCAGGGCGACCACCACACGAUCUUCCCGUCGCCGCCGGCCCUCGCGGCGACCUUCGACGUCGACCUGCUGCGCGCCGUCGGCGCCGUCGUGGGCGCGGAGGCGCGCGCGGGCGGCACGGCGCAGUGCUGGGCGCCCGUGUGCGGCCUCGCGCGCGAGCCGCGCUGGGGCCGCGGCGAGGAGGAGCUCGGCGAGGACGCCUACCUGGCCGGGGAGCUCGCCGGCGCCAUGGUCCGGGGCAUGACGGCCGACGGCCGCCUCGACUCGCCGAACGCGACGUCGCUCCUCAAGCACUUCGUCGCCUACUCCGUGCCGGAGGCGGGCCGCAACGAGGGCCCGGCGCACAUGGGGCCCCGCGAGCUCCGGGAGACGUACGCGCGGCCCUUCGCCAAGGCCGUCGCCGCGGGCGCGACGGGCGUCAUGUCGAGCUACAACGAGGUCGACGGCGUGCCCGUCAGCGGCGACGCGGGCUACCUCGAGGACCUGCUGCGGGGCGAGCUCGGCUUCGAGGGCUACGUGAGCUCGGACUUUGGCGCCAUCCACAACCUCCAGUCGCUCCACUACACCGCGGCCGACGGGCCCGAGGCCGUGCGGCAGUUCCUCGAGGCGGGCGGGAGCGUGAACGGCCACGACUACCACGCGGACUACGAGGCCAUCGUCGCCAACCUGACCGACAGCGGCCGCAUGGCGUCCGAGACGCUCGACCUCGCCGCGGGCCGCGUCCUCGCCGUGAAGCGGCGCCUCGGCCUCCUGCGAGACGUCGGCGGCGUCGCGGCGACGGGCGCGUACCGGACGGACCCGGCGCUCGUCGCGACGCGCCUCGGCGACGCGCCGUCGCACCGCGCCGUCGCCGCGCGCGCGGCCGCGGAGAGCGUCGUCCUGCUCGCGAACGACCGCGUCCUCCCGUUGGACGCGGACGCCCUCGCGGGCAAGAUCGUCGCCGUCGUCGGGCCCAACGGCGACGAGGCCCGCAUGGGCGACUACUCCGCCGCGGGCUGGUCUGGCGGCGCGCCGUCGGGCGGCGGCAACAUCGACACGUUCAACAUGAGCCACUCGUGGAACGACGGUCCCGCGGUCGCGCUCCUCUGGUCGCUCGCGGAAGACGACGACGACGACGAGCUCGCGAAAGCCAAACGCCUCAUGGACGCCGCGGACGCCGUCGUCGCCGUCGUCGGCGGCGCGAACAACCUGCGGGCGCCCGACGGCGGCAACGACUCGACGGAGGGCGAGGGCGUCGACCGCGCGUCGCUCGCGCUCACGGGCCGCCAGCGCGACCUCGUGGACGCCGCGCUCGCGUCGGCGUCAAAGUCGGGCGCGCCGCUCGCGGUCGUCCUCGUCGACGGCAAGCCGACGGCGGAGCCGCUGCUCAAGACGGCCCCGGCGGUGCUCGCGGCCUUCAACGGCGGCCAGGCCCAGGGCGACGCGAUCGCGGCCGUCCUCGUCGGCGCCGCGAACCCGUCGGGCCGGCUGCCGCUGUCGUUCCCGGCGUCCGCGGACGUGCUGCCCGUCUUCUACGACCGCAAGCCGUCGUCGGCGCGGAGCGGCUGGUGCGACGUGGCCGAGUCCGUGCUCUGGGCCUUCGGGCACGGCUUGUCCUACUCCAACGUCACCUACGCCGACGUUUCGGUCGUACCGGAGACCGCGUCCGCCGCGACGGACGAGGUCCUCGUGCGCUUCACGCUCGCGCACGCGGGCGGCCCGCCGGUCGUCGAGGUCCCGCAGGUCUACGUCCGGGACGUCGUCUCGUCGGUGACGACGCCCCUCCGGAGCCUCAAGGCGUUCGCGCGCGUCGACCUGGCGCCGGGCGAGACGCGGCGGGUCGAGCUCGCGAUCUCGCUCGACGAGCUGCGGGUGCUCGACCGCACGAUGGCCUGGGUCCUCGAGCCGGGGACCUUCGAGGUCUACGUCGGCCCCGCGAGCGACGACACGCCGCUGAGCGCGUCCUUCGACGUG
Molecule: messenger RNA, 2202 nt
Organism: Aureococcus anophagefferens
Lineage: Eukaryota; Pelagophyceae; Pelagomonadales; Pelagomonadaceae
Exons: 4
Biological process (GO): glucan catabolic process
Molecular function (GO): beta-glucosidase activity
Source: RefSeq, a predicted model, not a curated record